Messenger RNA from Pseudophryne corroboree (corroboree frog), 1878 nucleotides. Its product is annotated as core histone macro-H2A.2. Gene Ontology annotation, biological process: heterochromatin formation; nucleosome assembly. Lineage: Eukaryota; Metazoa; Chordata; Amphibia; Anura; Myobatrachidae. The transcript has 9 exons. The record is from RefSeq and is a predicted model, not a curated record. Gene Ontology annotation, cellular component: chromatin; nucleosome. Gene Ontology annotation, molecular function: structural constituent of chromatin; protein heterodimerization activity; DNA binding. Bases 294 to 1409 code for a protein of 371 amino acids.
CCCUUCUCUGUCUUCUUGCCCUGUGUCCCACCUCCUGGUUUUACUAUCAGUUUUCAGAGCUUCCAUUUACACACCGGCGGGGGGGGGAGGGAAGAAAACAAAAUAAUAGAGAGGAUACAAAAGACAAAAUAACAACAAUAGGAACAAUAAAAUAACAGAAGACUCUGCCUUCUCCAAGUUGCAGCCUGGCAUCUCCUGGAGGAAACAGACAGGAAGGAUAGGAGUAGUCUAUAGAGAAAGCCACAUUACUUUGCAACUGAAUAGUAUAUAGAGACGGGAACCAGACCGCAAACAUGUCUGCUCGAGGUGGGAAGAAGAAAACCACUAAACUGUCCCGCUCAGCCAGGGCUGGAGUCAUCUUCCCAGUUGGUAGAAUGAUGCGGUACUUGAGAAGAGGCACACACAAGUACAGGAUAGGCAUGGGUGCCCCUGUAUAUAUGGCUGCUGUCAUAGAAUACUUGGCAGCUGAAAUCUUGGAGCUGGCAGGAAAUGCAGCCAGAGACAACAAAAAAGGCAGAAUUACUCCAAGGCACAUCCUUUUAGCAGUCGCCAAUGACGAAGAACUUAAUCAGUUACUCAGAGGGGUGACCAUUGCCAGCGGCGGUGUCCUGCCGAGAAUUCACCCUGAGCUUCUGGCUAAGAAGCGCGGCUCUCGUGGCAAAGAUACCAUCCUUUCUCAACCCGUGGAGAAGAAAAAGAAAAAGGGUGGCAAAUCAUUGGACAAAAUGGCAAAGAAACCAAAAGCUGGGAAAAACAAACUGCUCAAAAAGGACAAACAAGCAGAUGGAAAAGAAGGAGCAUCUGUUUCAACGUCAGAUGAUGGACCCGGAGAUGGAUUCACCAUCCUGUCAUCGAAAAGUCUCUUGCUUGGGCAGAAGUUGUCCUUGACUCAGAGUGAUCUUGGUCACAUAGGAUCAAUGAAGGUUGAAGGAAUUAUCCAUCCAACCACAGCAGAAAUUGACCUCAAGGAAGAUAUAGGAAAUGCAAUGGAAAAGGCCGGAGGAAAAGAAUUCCUUGAAGCUGUGAAAGAACUCCGCAAAUCUCAUGGACCAUUGGAGCUGACUGGAGCUGCCCUCAGUCAAGCGAAUGGAUUAGCAGCCAAAUUUGUCAUCCACUGCCACAUCCCACAGUGGGGGUCAGACAAGUGUGAAGAGCAGUUGGAGAAAACCAUCAAGAACUGUUUAUCUGUUGCAGAGGACAAGAAACUGAAAUCGGUGGCAUUUCCUUCUUUCCCUAGUGGCAGAAACGGUUUCCCCAAGCAGACGGCGGCUCAGGUCAUUCUACGAGCCAUCUCCAGCCACUUUGGCUCCUCCAGCUCAUCCACUGUGAAGAAUAUUUUCUUCCUGCUGUUUGACAGCGAAAGCAUUGGCAUCUAUGUGCAGGAAAUGGCCAAGCUUGACACAAAGUAGAAGCGAGACCUCACAAGAGCAACUUCAGACCAGGAUGGUUGUAAUCCCACAACAAGAGGAUCGGGAGACCUAGAGCUGAUGCUUUAUUGUGAGAAGUUUAAGAAGGUGUGAACCACGUUUGCAGUUUUGUGCUUUGAAGACAGCUUUUGAGUUUAUUUUCACAUGGUUGAAGAGGUCUGUUUGGGCUAAACAAUUCUCCUAAAGAAUUCCUCUUUUUUUCUGUAACAAGCCAGCACACCCUUUACAUUUUUAUAGAACCUGAAACAAUCUACCCCUCUAUCGUCAACCAUGUUUUGUUUUUUUCUUCGAGGAUGUUGUUUCCACUGUUUCCUCUUACUUUUCCUGUCUUAAUAUUUUAGAUUUAGUGUUAAAUCAGCUGAAAAAACUUGUUUUAGAUUUGUAGUAUUGGAUUUUACAAGAGAAAUAAGAUCACAAUAUUAUUUAAAAAAAAUGAGCAAAGUUCUUAGAA